AUGUCCCCAUUCACCAAAAAGUUUACCCAUACCCAGCAAUGUACGGUACUUAAGACACAUUUUGAUUACACCAAGGUAAACGGAUUAUUAACGCAAGAAAACAUAAUGGGAAAGAUCCAAGAGGUCUACAAAGAGCAUUUCGGAAGCAAAAGGGCAUUAAAAAUCCGCUUUACCCAGAAAAUAUUGAAAGACAUCAAAGAAGACGAGCAACAGUUGGACGUUAUCAAAAACGAACAUUUAAGAGCACAUAGAGGUGCAGAGGAGAACAAACAGCAAAUUAUCAGAAGACUUUUACUACCGCUCAUCAUCCAAGGUGGAGCUUUGCAAACGAAACACGAUGCGACGAUCGACCUACGACACAUGGGACGACAACCAAUCUUGAUCUUUCAUCAAGGCGAAGCACGACUCAGACUGGACUACAAAUACUACAUACACCAUUUCAAUCUCACCGUAAUUAAAACACAAGUCAGAAGCCUCCGGGAACAGUUUAAAAAUUUUAGCAAAAAUGAGUUUACCGAACUAAUUAUUGAAAAAUUUAGCGAGAUAGAUUUUGCUCUCAAAAGUAUAGACCCAGUCAGACGACAUAAACGAUGGGAUAGUUUAGGUACAUUUUGGAAAUUCUUAGCCGGUAAUCCGGAUGCCAAUGAUUUAAUGAUUAUUAAUUCUUCCAUAAACGACCUCAUUACUAACAACAACGAACAAGUUAAAAUUAACCGCGAGGUAAAUCUUCAGUUAAAGGAGGCUAUAUUUCAGACUAAGAAGGCCAUUGAAUUGUUUAACGUUGGAUCAGUUGAAAUGUAUUGCACGAGAAUAUUAUUCUAUUUAAAUUAUUUGUCAGAUAAACUAGCUCAAAUAAUUGACACCAUCAUGUUAGCAAAAUUAGGAUUAGUUAACGAAAAAAUUCUGAGCCAAAGAGAAAUUGACAUUUUAAUUACCGAUCUAGCUAGGGAAAACAUUACAGUUCAAACCGCAGUGGAAGCAACAAACUACGCAAUGACAUCAGUAGCAUCGAAUAACCUGGAGAUCGCCCUUAUCAUCAAAAUGCCAAAAUUAGACCCAAGAGUCUUUAACAAAGUACGUCUGUUCCCAGUCAUCCAUGAAAAUAAGCAGAUACACAUACUCCAUCAAUUUUAUUUAUCCCACGACGAAAAAAUUUAUCAAAUAAACACAAUCGAACCAACUAUAUUCGAAAUAAAAGAUAUACGUCUAGAUAACACAACCUGCAUACCGAGGUUGUUGAAAGGAGAAUCAGCGACCUGCAAUUAUACAUCAAAUCCAAUGGAAGAAGAAAUUACCUUCCUUGAUGAUCAACACAUAUUUAUAAACACUAUGAAAAACUUUACGUUGACAUCAAACUGUGGUGUAACAAACAGAAAACUCUCAGGCUCUUUUCUGAUAUCCUUCAACAAUUGCCAAUUACGUAUCAACGACGUUUUGUAUACGUCGAGAGUCAAAACCUUACCAGGAAACCCAAUUCAGCUACACCUAGACGGGGUAGAAAUAAAAAAGCAACAGGAUAUUUUAAAUAUUAGUGUGGAGCACCUUCACAAACUUCAAACCGAAACCCGGAAAGACUUGGACCUAAUACGUUUGAAAAACAAUAGUUGGCAUUUCCUUAACUGGAGCAUCUGGAGUAUCAUUGGGGGAAUGAUUUCGCCACUCAUAAUUUGUACUUUACUCCUUUUAAGUUUUCUCAUCUACAGAAACAGGACUAUUAAACUCAACAUUAACAACACCACUCGAAACCCGAAUCAAGCAAUAGAACCAGAAGCAGUAUCAUUACCAAUAGAAGAGGGUCGACCCAACUUCAGGAUUUUGACCGUUAGAGACAGCCUCAAUGGCACUGAGGCUAUCUGUGAAGAUGAAGUAAUUGUCUAUGGGCACAGUUUCGAUGAUCCCAAGGGAGUAUUGAAUGGCAGCAAGUUCUGCGACAUAAACGGAAGCAGGAGCAUCGAGUUUGAAGGAGGCAGUAAAAUUUUCGUUGAAGACACCGAAGCCAGUGGACUCGUCGAGUUGAUCCGGGAUACCGGAAGUUUCUUCUUUCAUGGUGGUGUCGAAGAAUAUAGCAGACUUAGAAGUAUCUAG
Sabethes cyaneus is the source of this 2085-nucleotide messenger RNA. RefSeq lists its product as uncharacterized. The coding region runs from base 1 to 2085 and encodes 694 amino acids. The record is from RefSeq and is a predicted model, not a curated record. The transcript has 5 exons. NCBI's taxonomy places the organism in Eukaryota, Metazoa, Arthropoda, Insecta, Diptera, Culicidae.